AUGGCACAUGACGAAUUCAUAUAUCUCGUCUUGGUUUAUGUGGAUCACUUGCACGGAAAAUGGAACUUUGGAGAAAUUCGUGCCAUUUUCAGUCGUCGGUAUCUUCUACAAAAUGUUGCUAUAGAAAUAUUUAUGGCCAAUCGUACUGCUGUUUUCUUUGCUUUUCCUGAUCAUGUAACAGUGAAGAAAGUUAUUGAUGCCUUACCACGAGUUGGAGUUGGUAUUAAAUAUGGAUUGCCUCAAGCCAGACGAAUGUCUCUGGCCUCUGGUAAACAAUUAUUCAAGUUAUCAACUAUGAUGACAAAAUGGCAGAGAAGAGAGAUAUCAAACUAUGAUUAUAUUAUGUUUUUAAACACAGUUGCAGGUCGAACUUACAAUGAUCUAAACCAAUAUCCUAUCUUUCCCUGGGUACUGGUUAGUUAUGAUUCCAAGGAACUUGAUCUCAGUCAACCAAAUAACUACAGAGAUUUGUCAAAGCCCAUUGGUGCCCUAAAUGAAACAAGAAAAACCUAUUUUGAAGAAAGAUACACAAGUUGGGAUCAUGACCAGAUUCCACCAUUCCAUUAUGGUACCCACUACUCUACAGCUGCUUUUACUCUCAACUGGUUAAUAAGAGUUGAACCUUUCACUACCAUGUUUUUAAACCUUCAAGGUGGUAAAUUUGAUCAUCCCAAUCGUAUUUUUACAUCUGUUAGUCAAUCCUGGAAGAACUGUCAACGUGAUACAUCUGAUGUUAAGGAAUUAAUACCAGAGUUUUAUUGUUUACCAGAGAUGUUUACCAAUGGUAAUAAAUUUAAUCUUGGUAAACAAGAAGACGGUCAUGUUGUUGAUGAUGUAGAGUUACCAGCAUGGGCUAAGACACCUCAUGACUUUAUCAGAAUCAACAGAAUGGCAUUGGAGUCUGAGUUUGUAUCCUGUCAACUUCAUCAUUGGGUAGAUCUUAUAUUUGGUUACAAACAAAGAGGACCAGAAGCUGUACGU
Lottia gigantea (owl limpet) is the source of this 981-nucleotide messenger RNA. RefSeq lists its product as hypothetical. The transcript is spliced from 10 exons. Gene Ontology annotation, molecular function: protein kinase binding. The annotation marks the transcript as partial. Gene Ontology annotation, cellular component: cytosol; membrane. Gene Ontology annotation, biological process: intracellular protein localization. Lineage: Eukaryota; Metazoa; Mollusca; Gastropoda; Lottiidae. The record is from RefSeq and is a predicted model, not a curated record.